This is a messenger RNA of Herpailurus yagouaroundi (jaguarundi), 945 nucleotides long. RefSeq names its product olfactory receptor 1J2. Lineage: Eukaryota; Metazoa; Chordata; Mammalia; Carnivora; Felidae. Gene Ontology annotation, biological process: G protein-coupled receptor signaling pathway. Gene Ontology annotation, cellular component: membrane. The transcript has a single exon. The record is from RefSeq and is a predicted model, not a curated record. The coding region runs from base 4 to 945 and encodes 313 amino acids. Gene Ontology annotation, molecular function: G protein-coupled receptor activity; olfactory receptor activity.
AUCAUGAGGAGGGAGAACCAGAGCAGCGUGACCGAGUUCCUCCUCCUGGGGCUCCCCAUCCGGCCAGAGCAGCAGGCCAUGUUCUUCGCCCUGUUCCUGGGCAUGUACCUGACCACAGUGCUGGGGAACCUGCUCGUCAUCCUGCUCAUCAGGCUGGACUCUCACCUCCACACCCCUAUGUACUUCUUCCUCAGCCACUUGGCCUUCACUGAUGUCUCCUUCUCAUCUGUCACUGUCCCAAAAAUGUUGAUGGACAUGCAUGCUAAGUACAAAUCCAUCCCCUAUGAAGGGUGUAUUUCACAAAUGUAUUUUUUUAUAUUUUUUACUGACCUGGACAGCUUCCUUAUUACAUCAAUGGCAUAUGAUCGCUAUGCGGCUAUAUGUCACCCUCUUCAUUAUACCACCAUCAUGAGGGAAGAGCUGUGUGCCUUACUAGUGGCUAUAUCUUGGAUCCUGUCCUGUGCCAGCUCUCUUUCCCACACCCUUCUCCUCACCCAGUUAUCCUUCUGUGCUGACAAUGCCAUCCCCCAUUUCUUCUGUGACCUUGGUGCUCUGCUUAAGAUAUCCUGUUCAGGCAUCUUCCUCAAUGAGUUGGUCAUGUUCACAGUAGGGGUGGUGGUCAUUACCCUGCCAUUUAUAUGUAUUCUGGUAUCUUACGGUUACAUUGGGGCCACCAUCAUGAAAGGUCCUUCCACCAAGGGGAUCUGCAAAGCACUGUCCACGUGUGGCUCCCACCUUUCUAUAGUGUCUCUGUAUUAUGGGGCAAUAUUUGGGCAGUAUCUUUUCCCCAAAUUAAGCAAUUUCAUUGACAAUGACAUCAUUGUGGCUCUCAUGUACACAGUGGUCACACCCAUGUUGAACCCCUUUAUCUACAGCCUUAGGAACAGGGACAUGAAAGAAGCCCUGGGGAAACUCUUCAGUAGGGCAACAUCUUUAUCACGGUGA